Messenger RNA from Salvia splendens (bonfire salvia), 1015 nucleotides. RefSeq names its product protein E6. The record is from RefSeq and is a predicted model, not a curated record. Bases 54 to 854 code for a protein of 266 amino acids. The transcript has a single exon. NCBI's taxonomy places the organism in Eukaryota, Viridiplantae, Streptophyta, Magnoliopsida, Lamiales, Lamiaceae.
UCUACUACUUCAUAACACUAUACACACACUCUCUUAGUCUUAUCCUUGUGGCAAUGGCUUCCCCUGCCAUGAAACUCUCCCUCUUCCUCCUCCUCUCCCUCUUCUCCUCUCUCCAUACUCAUGCAAGAGAAAGCCAAUUCUUCAACAAAAUCCCUAGCUCCACCACCACCAACAACGUUGCUGUCCCAGCCACAACCAACACACAAGUUCCCACCAAUCAACAAGACCCCACUUUCCUCCCCGACAACGACAACAGCUACGGCCUCUACGGCCACGAAUCCGGCCAAAACCCCCCUUCCACCACAACCGCCGAAGAAUUCAAACAACCCCCAAACAAAUACCUCCCCGAAAACUACAACCCCGUCGCCUACGUCACCCAGCCCGAAUCCGACCUCAACGAUACCCCCGCCUCCUUUACCCAAGAACGCACCUUCUCCACCAACCCCAACAACAAUUAUUACAACGCCGACCAGAAUAAGAAUUCCUUGUACAACGGCGAGCAGAACUCCUUCUACAACCAGCAGCAGCAAGAGGAGACCGAGUUCAAAAGCUACCGCAACCCGGCCUCCAACAACAACGGCAACGGAAACUUGUAUAACGGAGGAAGCAGUUUCAAUAGGCAGCCGCAGGGGCAGGACAGCGCCUUCCAGCCGCAAGGGAUGAGCGACACGCGUGUCAUGGAAAACGGGAAGUAUUACUACGACACUAACUCAGAGAGUUACAGCAGCAAUCACCCUUAUGAAACCUUGCGAGGAGCUCGCCCGCAGAAUGAGUUCAACAACAGAAAUUUCUAUGGAAACAAUGCGUAUGAAUUCAACCAAGAUCAGUUCCAGGAUGAUGACAACAUGCCUUGAUAGUUUAUUAAAUUACAUUGCUCCCUCCUUUUAAUGCUGUUUUUAAGUUAUGGUGUUUAGUGAAAACCAAACGCACAGAUAUUUAUUUUUCACAAACUGCUUCUUUUGCUUCUACAGAUGGAUUUCGUGGUGAAUUAUAAAAUUUUAAAAUAAUUUGUAUA